Messenger RNA from Phytophthora nicotianae INRA-310, 1457 nucleotides. RefSeq lists its product as hypothetical. Lineage: Eukaryota; Oomycota; Peronosporomycetes; Peronosporales; Peronosporaceae. Gene Ontology annotation, cellular component: cytoplasm. Gene Ontology annotation, molecular function: zinc ion binding; ubiquitin protein ligase activity. Bases 33 to 1271 code for a protein of 412 amino acids. The record is from RefSeq and is a predicted model, not a curated record. The transcript has 2 exons.
CUUUUCGAUUGCCCGAAAGUACAGAAAGCGAAAUGGAGACACCCGCUGCCCAAGUGACCGGCAACAAACGCGACCGCGAAGAGGAAGAGCAGCAGACGGCAAACGAAGAUGACGAGGAGGUGAUGACGCUCUCGGACGUGCUCAAGCACAACGAGCAGAUGACGGAGACGGCGGACGCGGUGCUAGGAGACGCCAGUGACACACACUGUAGCUACCCCAUGGGUUACAUGCGUCAGGCAGUAUACGCCUGCAUGACGUGCACUCCGGACGCGCUGGAGAAGCCUGAGACGCGUGCCGGUGUGUGUCUGGCGUGCACGUACAACUGCCACCAGGACCACGAGCUCGUGGAGCUCUACACCAAACGUUCGUUCCGCUGCGACUGUGGCAAUGAAAAGUUCCCUAAAAGCAACCCGUGUAAGCUGGAAGCUGACAAAGCGCCGACGAACCCGCGCAACACGUACUCGCAGAACUAUGGAGGCCUGUACUGCAACUGCCACCGACCUUAUCCAGAUCCGGAACGAACGACGCCUGAAGUCAUGGUACAGUGUGUUAUUUGUGAAGAUUGGCUGCACGAAGAGCACAUUUCCAAGGAUGCAGACGAGAAAGAAGCUUCAAUUGAAGCCAAUGUACCCAAUGUUGAGAAGGAGACCUCCUCAUCAGCCGAGACGGACAAGGAAUCGCCCGACGACGCAGAAGCUACAACGGAUAGUGGGAACACGGUGUCUCCUGAUAGCUUCGACGAGGUUAUCUGCCUUGAGUGCAUGAAAAAGCUCCCCUUCCUCAUGGCCUACACAGUCGACAGUACCGAGAAUGGAGAAGUAAACGGUGAUGAAGCUUCCAAAACCAAGCAGACGGACACGAACGAGUGCGUGCUGGAGGUUAAACAACAGCAACUAGGAGAGACGACGCUGCGGCCGACGUUCUGGUCAAGCGAUUGGCGCAAUGACCUGUGCCAGUGCUCGUCAUGUGUGUCUCUGUUUGAAAAACAUGGCAUUGCAUAUCUCCUGGACCCGGAGGACUCUUUGCACGUGUACGAAGCCAGCGCAAGGGAGAAGAAAACUGCUUCGGACGAGGAAAUGGCGCAGCGUGCUUUUGCCAACAAUCUGACACACGAGCAGCAAGUGGAGGUUGCAAUGGGCUACAGUCUCAUGAAGAACAAUCUCCAGCAAUACCUCGCAGGCUUUGCCGCAGCAGGCAAGACCGUGCGGAAAGAAGACAUCCAGAACUUCUUCGAGACAUUGAGCCAGGUUAAACGACAGAAAACGGAGUAAACCUGCAUAGCUGAAUACUCUUUUCCAUGUAUUAACUCCCUUGAGUUCCUGCCUACUGUUGAAAUUUGCUCAAGAACUCAAAGACCUUCGCGGACAGAGUAGCUUCAGCCCCCAGCGCAUCACCAGGCUUAGCCGUCUCGAUCGUAGCAGCCAGACGAGCACCCUGAUCAAUCGCGCGCUUUGCAU